Messenger RNA from Perkinsus marinus ATCC 50983, 342 nucleotides. RefSeq lists its product as hypothetical. Bases 1 to 342 code for a protein of 113 amino acids. Lineage: Eukaryota; Perkinsozoa; Perkinsida; Perkinsidae. The transcript has a single exon. The record is from RefSeq and is a predicted model, not a curated record.
AUGUUGGUGAAGCAGCUCGUCAAAGAAAAGAUACUUUCUACUUUGCUCUUGUCGAACGUCUCUGAUGAAGUUGUUAAGAGGAUGACUGAGCGUGUUGCCGAAGCCCACGAGGAAGUCUCCAAGCUCCAUGCUCUGACCCUUACAGAUCAGGCCAAAGCUGCCCAGGGCGCGAAGCCCCGUAGGGUGGAGUCUGAGCAAGAAAAGGAGGAUUUCGACAAAUUCAAGGAUUUCGACAUCCAGGAUCGAUUUGGUCCAGACGUGAAGGUUCCUGCCACGUUGGUGCCCCCUACCGCUUGCUCAACCGUCUAUCGAGCUAUCACAUUGCGGCCCCCGAGUUCUUAG